Molecule: messenger RNA, 1214 nt
Organism: Medioppia subpectinata
Lineage: Eukaryota; Metazoa; Arthropoda; Arachnida; Sarcoptiformes; Oppiidae
Source: the annotation of a GenBank genome assembly
GAUUCAAAAUCCGAAACCAAUGGUCGCUCGGAGUCGACGGCCGCCACUCGACAGCCGACGUCCGCCACCACUACUACGACGACCGCCGCCUCCGCCGUCACCACCGAUGACCAGAGCGUCGACAACAAGAUAACUGUCAUUCAGUCUAAUAGUGAUUCAAAUUGCGCUCAAAUACAGACAAUCGAUGACAGCCUUACUGUUAACAGCACUGAACGCCAAACCGAUGACAAACCCCGUGUCGACACACAAGACGUUCACAUGAAAAGCGCCGAAUCCGUCGAGUGUUUGGCCACAACUGGUCCCACACUUGACACAGAAGUGGCCGACGAUAGCACUGGUGCCUCGUCUUCGACGGCGACCGCUGCUGUCGCCACCGAAGAGGAAUCGGUCCCCGAAGAGACCGUUAAAUUUAAAGUAGUCUUCAAUAAAACGAUUUACGAAAUAGAAAUAGGACUCAAGAAGACGGGUCUUGAGCUGAAACAGAAGAUCCAAACGCUAACAUCAGUGGCGCCAGCGAUGCAGAAGCUUGUCCUCAAAGGAAUCGCAAUCAAUGACACCAAAACUCUUAGCGAAAAUGGUAUCAAAGACGGUGUGAAAGUGCUUCUCGUUGGCUGUCGUCUCGACGAUGUCAUCGCCAUUAACGCCACCACAAGUGAGGCCAAAAAGGAUGAGCCGACGGCCGUCAGUACUCGGGAACCGCUCUGCAAACAAAAGCAACACAAGAAAGUGCUCGACAGAGGGCUGCCGGAGGACGUGAUGCCCGCGUGGAAGAACGGAAAGGCGAGUCUACCGCCGGAACCGCUGCACGGAAUGGUCAACAAAUACAACAACAAAGUGAGGCUCACAUUCAAGUUAGAAGCGGAUCAGCUGUGGAUCGGCACCAAAGAGAGGACCGAUAAGUUGCCGAUGCAGAACAUCCGGUCCAUUGUUAGCGAACCCAUCGACGAUCACCCGGAGUACCACCUGAUGGGCAUCCAAACGGGUCCCACCGAAGCCUCCAGAAUAUGGCUCUAUUGGGUUCCCUCGCAGUUCGUCGACGCCAUCAAAGACACGAUUCUCGGAAAGUAAACGACAUUUUCGCGACAUUUUUGUAAAAUUGACUUAAAAUUUAAAUUAAAUGACACGAAAGAGAUGUACAAAAGUAAUAAUUUGUAGAAAAAAAAACCCAUAAAGACGUUAAUAUUUAUAAUAAAAACUAAGAUGUUUCUAAUAAA